AGAGUACCUACCUACAUUAAAUUAACAUUGUUCUGCUUCUUUUCGUGUGCGCUUACCUGUGGCUUUUUUGACUACUGUGUUCACUACUUUAAUUUUAUAAUUGAGUAGGAACGAAAUAAGAUCUACCUAGUUGACAAGUUGAAAUGACGUCCGCCUCAUCAAGCAGCGCCCGUUCUCUGUUCGCGGAGUCCAAACAGCGACUUGCUGAGCGCGUCCAAGUCAAUAUAAAUAACAUUUCAUCAUUAGCACGGCAGAUACACAGGGGCUCCAAAUCGAAUGAAUUGUUAUCAGCAGCACGGGAGAUGGCAGGUUUGGAAGCGCUGAUGGAGAGCAGCGAAGAGAACCUAAAAAAGAUGCAACUGAUUGCUGUACAUAUGGGCUACCAGUUUGAGAACAUCCACCAAUCUGCACAAAUGCUCACCGAGAUUAAAGAGAAAGUAUCUUCUAUGCAAAGAUGACAGGCGUCUCCUGAUUAUGAGUAAUUUGAAUUUGAAGCAUUUCAACCUCUGCAACCGCACGUCAAUUUUACAAAUUUUAACAAAGACAAAUUUAAGUUUUACUCUCUGACUUUAAAAUCAUUAAUCUGUACUGUGGUCAAUGUCAAUUUUAUGAAUUAUUGAUUUUGAAAAUGACUCCUGCCCCAGAAAAAUUUACGGAUCAUAAUGAUGCGGCCGUAGUGGUCGAAAUACUCUGAGAUUCACCCAAUCACUG
Molecule: messenger RNA, 711 nt
Organism: Plodia interpunctella (Indianmeal moth)
Lineage: Eukaryota; Metazoa; Arthropoda; Insecta; Lepidoptera; Pyralidae
Gene: BORCS7
Product: BLOC-1 related complex subunit 7
Exons: 2
Coding region: 144-458 (104 amino acids)
Cellular component (GO): BORC complex
Source: RefSeq, a predicted model, not a curated record